This is a messenger RNA of Musa acuminata subsp. malaccensis (wild Malaysian banana), 1929 nucleotides long. Its product is annotated as mitochondrial-processing peptidase subunit alpha. Gene Ontology annotation, cellular component: mitochondrion. The record is from RefSeq and is a predicted model, not a curated record. Lineage: Eukaryota; Viridiplantae; Streptophyta; Magnoliopsida; Zingiberales; Musaceae. Gene Ontology annotation, biological process: proteolysis. Gene Ontology annotation, molecular function: metalloendopeptidase activity; metal ion binding.
CGUGUCCGUGCCCGCUCUCGUACACGAGCUCAAGACAACCGAGCGUGGUUCGUCCGCCUCGGCGAUGACGACGCCGCCUCUACCAAAACCAGUAAGCACCGACGGAUUGCAUUCUCGAAAGCAAGUCGACGGUGGAUCGUCAUUGAUCCGCGAAGCACUUGUUAGGGAAGUAAUUUUCUCGACUGCUUUCGCUCGUUUCCCCCCCUAAAAAGCUUCCGCCUCCACAAAACCCUCGUCUCGUCACCGGGGUUGCGAUAGAGGGUUCUCUUUGGUUGUCUCCUCGGGAAAAAUGUUUCGAUUUUCGAAACGAUUUCGUCUUGAUAAGCUUUUUAAGAAUGGAGCAAUCCGUAAGAGUGGCCUCACGGCCCUCACCUUGCAUGAUGGGACAUCAGGCCAUGGUGUUGCAUCUCGAUAUCUAUCUCAUGAACCUCUCUCCUAUAGCGAAGACAGCUACACAAAGUGCAUCCCUCCUCUUUUUCACCCCUUACCUGGGCUCAACCUUCCUAUCUGCCUCCCGGAUUCUGCUGAACAAAAUGCUACUAAGGUUACGACUCUUCCAAAUGGUCUAAGGGUUGCCUCUGAGGAUGCUCUGGGGCCUGCUGCUUGUGUAGGGAUAUAUGUUGAUUCUGGUUCUAUAUACGAGACUGAGGAAUCCAUUGGUGUUACACAUCUUUUAGAAAGACUGGCUUUCAAGAGCACGAAGCACCGUAGUCAUUUACAAAUUGUUCAUGAAGUUGAGUCAACUGGAGGCAAUGUAGGGGCAUCAGCAUCACGUGAACAGAUGGGAUACAGUUACGACACGCUAAAAGCCUACCUGCCUGCGGCAGUUGAGUUACUAAUUGACUGUGUUAGGAACCCGGUAUUUCUUGAGAGUGAGGUUCAAGAGCAGGUAAAUAGAAUCAAAUGGGAAAUUGGAGAUAUCACGAAAGAUCCUCAACAAUUUCUCUUGGACUCACUUCAUCUUGCUGGUUUCUCUGGUGCUUUAGGGAAACCAUUGAUGGCCCCUGAGUCUGCUUUAGAAAGAAUUAAUGGGUCUAAGAUUGGGAAGUUCUAUCAAGAAAACUAUACUGCUGAUCGCAUGGUUUUGGCCGCAUUUGGAGUGGAUCAUGAACACUUGUUAGCUAUUGCGGAACCUCUGUUGUAUGACUUAGAGAGAGGGAUUGCUAUGGAGGUGCCAAAGUCUACUUAUACUGGUGGUGAUUUGAGGCAUAAAAUAUAUUCAGAGAAAACCCAUGUUGCAUUAGCUUUUGAAGUUCCAGGGGGCUGGCGGCAUGAGAAAGAUGCAACAGCCCUGACUGUUCUUCAGACUUUAAUGGGUGGUGGAGGUUCGUUUUCUGCUGGAGGUCCUGGGAAAGGGAUGCAUUCUCGGCUUUAUCUUCGGGUGCUAAAUAAAUACCAAGAAGUGCAGUCCUUUUUGGCUUUUAGCAGCAUAUGUAAUGACACUGGCUUAUUUGGCAUCCACUCGAUUACAGGAUCUGAUUUUGUGUCCAAGGCAGUUGAUGUUGCAGUUAAUGAGUUGCAUGCAAUUGCUACCCCAGGCCAGGUGACUGAGCUUGAACUUCACCGAGCCAAAAAUGCAACAAGAUUAGCUAUAUUGUUGAAUCUGGAAUCCAGGGCAAUCGCAGUCGAGGAUAUUGGGAGGCAAAUACUGACAUAUGGAUGCCGGAAACCUGUGGAUUAUUUUCUACGAUGCUUGGAUGAGUUGACUCUUGAUGAUCUCACCAUCUUGGCACAAAAGAUGUUGUCGUCACCUCUUACGAUGGCAUCAUGGGGCGAUGUCGAUCGUGUUCCAAGUUAUGCUUCUGUUGCCCAGCGAUUUCAGGCAUCCAUCUAAUUCCAAGUCAUCUCUGCUCCGAGAUAUUUAACGGAAAUUGAUUUGGCCGAUUUUGCAUAUUUUCCAAAUGAGAAGACGACGAUGAUCUCUUUCUA